AUGAUCUCCGAUGAUAUUCGUUUGGGUGAUAUAAUUGUUGAUGGUGAUAGUGGUGAUAUAGUCCUUAUUGGAUUUCCAUAUGAUGAAGGUGUACGAAGAAAUAAUGGACGAGUUGGAGCACAACAAGGUCCAGAUUCAUUUCGUCAAUUAUUAAAACGAACAGGAACUGUUGUUAAUGCUGAAUAUGAUGAUUUAGAUAUACGAAAAUAUUUAAAAAUUUCUGAUGGAGGAAAUAUUAAUGCUGAUUUAACUUUAGAAGAAGCUCAUAAACAAUUAGAAGAACGUAUUCAACAAUUAAUUGCAAAAGGAAAAAUUCCAUUUGUUGUUGGAGGUGGAAAUGAUCAAUCUUAUCCUAAUGCUUCAGCUUUAUUAAGCAACUCGAAAUCA
Molecule: messenger RNA, 387 nt
Organism: Rotaria sp. Silwood1
Lineage: Eukaryota; Metazoa; Rotifera; Eurotatoria; Philodinida; Philodinidae
Source: the annotation of a GenBank genome assembly